UUUUUAGAACAUACCCAAAAACAAUGACUGAAUCAUAUGUUGGAAACAAUGCUGUUCUAAAAUAUUUUGAAACUCACAAUAGAAAAACAUGGAAUUAUGAACAUUUUUUAAAUGAAUUAAAAGAAAUAAUCAUCAAUUCACCACCAUAUACUGAAGACUGGAGCGGUUUAGAUGGUAGAUGGUAUAAUAGGUAUAUUUAUCAUGCCAAGGGUAAAGAUAAUAAACGUCAGCAAAUGAAAUCAUUUUUUCAAGAUAUUAUUCUUGAACGUGAAAAGAGAAAUGCCGGGAAAAAUUAUAUAAUAGAAGGCGUCAAAGUUCUUAAUGAAGCAAGGUUCUCCAGUUCCGAUGAAAUUGUUUCCAUUAUAAAUAAACAGCAUCUCCAAAUCGAAAAAGUAAAUAAUGAACCACCAUGA
Entrophospora candida is the source of this 413-nucleotide messenger RNA. Lineage: Eukaryota; Fungi; Glomeromycota; Glomeromycetes; Entrophosporales; Entrophosporaceae. The record is from the annotation of a GenBank genome assembly.